AACCCCAAGGCCACCGCGCACCGCUCCAUACUAUCGCCGCUACGCGGCUUAGCGUUGAGUUUGAGCAAUCGUAACCUUGUGCCUCCACUAUAAAACCGCGCACAUUCUGUCGCUUCUUUCCCUCCACACUUUUUCGCACCAUUGUGAUUCAAUUUGCUUCUCUCUCUAUUUCUCGCUCACAUUCUCUGUUUAGGUCUCUCGUCUGCGUUCACUUUCGUCCCCUCGUUUGAAAAUGACGACUUUCGGAGCCGCAAAUACAAAUCCGAACAAAUCUUUCGAGGUGACUCAACCACCCGGUGAUUCUGUCUCAAGUCUUGUUUUCAGUCCCAAGGCCAAUUUCCUUGUGGCUACUUCAUGGGAUAACCAGGUACGAUGUUGGGAGGUAGUAAGGAAUGGAACUGCGGUAAGCAGUACACCCAAGGCGUCAAUAGCUCAUGAUCAGCCAGUUUUAUGCUCUGCAUGGAAGGACGAUGGAACAACUGUUUUUUCUGGAGGAUGCGACAAGCAGGUCAAAAUGUGGCCUCUUUUGUCUGGUGGGCAACCAGUGACUGUUGCCAUGCAUGAUGCUCCGAUUAAGGAUAUCUCUUGGAUACCAGAGAUGAAUCUUUUAGCUACAGGAAGUUGGGACAAGACCCUGAAGUAUUGGGAUACAAGACAGUCAAAUCCAGUGCAUACUCAACAACUUCCUGAUCGCUGCUAUGCAAUGACUGUGAAACAUCCUCUGAUGGUUGUGGCAACUGCAGAGAGAAAUCUAGUGGUGUUCAAUUUGCAGAAUCCUCAGACUGAGUACAAAAGAAUCCAAUCACCCCUGAAGUAUCAGACAAGAUGCGUUGCUGCUUUUCCGGAUCAGCAAGGGUUUUUGGUUGGUUCAAUAGAGGGAAGGGUUGGAGUACAUCACUUGGAUGAUGCACAACAAAGCAAGAACUUUACUUUCAAAUGCCACAGAGAUAAUAAUGAGAUAUACUCAGUCAACUCUUUGAAUUUCCAUCCAGUACAUCACACUUUUGCAACUGCUGGAUCUGAUGGUGCUUUUAAUUUUUGGGACAAGGACAGUAAACAGAGACUCAAGGCCAUGCAAAGGUGUAGUCUGCCCAUCCCUUGCAGUGCAUUUAAUAAUGAUGGUUCCAUAUAUGCUUAUGCGGUUUGUUAUGAUUGGAGCAAGGGUGCAGAAAAUCACAAUCCAGCAGCAGCGAAGACCUUCAUUUACUUGCACUUACCACAGGAAUCUGAGGUUAAAGCUAAGCCCCGAGCUGGAAAUACGGGUAGGAAAUGAAGCUUCAUGUCUGAGGGUUUUGAAAUUGGAAUUAACUGCUGGAUGAUAUGUGUUAGUGCAAAAGCUAGAUUUCUAUACCUCUAAUCUUUUUACUUUAUGUUUGGCCAUUGAAACAAGGCGGAAGGAGGGGGGAAAAAUGAACGAAUGUAACCCACACUUUUGGUCUCAUUUGGAAUUUCUUAGGUCUGCCCAGUUUAGCGAUAUGAUGAUUCAUGGAUAAUGAUUUGAAGCACAUGUAUAGAAUGGUGAUACCUAUUUUUGUUUGCAAUUUUUGUGGAUGGUGUAUUGAUGAAUUUUUGGUUUUAUAUAAAUAGACAUGUCUGAAUUGCUGCCUCAUUUAUCCAUCCAUUCUAUAUAUGUAACAAUGGUGGAGUAGAAAAUAAUCAAGUUUGUUUCUUGGUUCA
Messenger RNA from Prosopis cineraria, 1677 nucleotides. Its product is annotated as protein RAE1. Gene Ontology annotation, biological process: RNA export from nucleus; transcription-dependent tethering of RNA polymerase II gene DNA at nuclear periphery. The record is from RefSeq and is a predicted model, not a curated record. Gene Ontology annotation, cellular component: nuclear pore. The transcript is spliced from 11 exons. Gene Ontology annotation, molecular function: RNA binding; ubiquitin binding. NCBI's taxonomy places the organism in Eukaryota, Viridiplantae, Streptophyta, Magnoliopsida, Fabales, Fabaceae. Bases 233 to 1273 code for a protein of 346 amino acids.